Messenger RNA from Trichoderma virens Gv29-8, 648 nucleotides. RefSeq lists its product as uncharacterized. The transcript has 2 exons. Gene Ontology annotation, cellular component: ribosome. The record is from RefSeq and is a predicted model, not a curated record. Bases 1 to 648 code for a protein of 215 amino acids. Gene Ontology annotation, biological process: translation. Gene Ontology annotation, molecular function: structural constituent of ribosome. NCBI's taxonomy places the organism in Eukaryota, Fungi, Ascomycota, Sordariomycetes, Hypocreales, Hypocreaceae.
AUGCCGCCCUUGCCGCCCUCCUGCGCCGUCCGCGGCCUCUCCAUCCGCGGCUUCUCGACUUCCGCCCCGGCCUGCGCUCCUCGCAGCGAGCCUGUCCACCACCGCCCCUCCUCCAGCAGCAGCCUCCUCUCCAUCAACAGCUCCGGCCCUUCGCGACCCCCCAGCCAGGGCCCUCGCGCGGCGCACAAUCCCGGCGACAUCGCUACCAAUAUGUUGACUCGGUUUAAGCGCGAUGGGCAGCACGCUAUGCGGACCAAGCAGGCGAGCAUUGAGCUGCUGCGCAACCAGAAGAACUCGAACGAUUACUUGAAGCAGAUGCCGCGGAGGUGGGAUGCUGGUGAUGUUUAUUCGCCACACGAUAUGAGCCCUGUGGAGAUGCAGAAGUGGAGGAAGAGGUCGCCUCGUAGCGGAGAUGUGAUUGAUGCGCUGGGCAUUCGACCACUGGACAUGUACAAGAACUUCUCUCUGAUCCAGGAAUUCACCUCGACGUCCGGCCAGAUCACGCACUCAUCAGGCACGAGCCUUCGUCCCGUCAACCAGCGCAAGAUUGCCAAGAUGAUCCGCAGAGUUCAGGGCAUGGGCCUGUACCCGACUAUUCACGCCCACCCGGAGAUGAUCAGGGAGCAUUUCUUCCCCGAGAGGAGAUAA